AUGUUUAUAAAUUCAAUUUAUAUCCUAUUAUUUUCUUUAUCAAUUAUUUAUUCAUAUCCAUGUCCACCGGAAUGUAUUUGUAAGCCAACUGAUACGGACGAUGUGGAUUUUAUACGAAUGUCAUAUGUUAUUACAUGUUCAAAUGCAGCAUUCAAGAAUGAACAGCUAAUUCAUGAAGCUCAACAAUGGUCAAUUAAUGAAGAUAAACCUUAUGAUCUAGACGAUGAUGGUUCAACGCCAAAUUAUGUUAUUGCCAUUGAUUUAUCAAAUUCUUUGUCAUUAAAAAAAUUUACAAACAAAACUAUUCAGCUAACUAACUUUUCCUACACUAUUAGAGGUCUUUCCUUAGCUAAUCAAGGAAAUAAAUUCACUUUAGGUUCAAAUUCAUUUUAUUCACCCAUAUAUGAAAAUUUAAGAAUUUUAAAUUUAUCUUCAUGCUGUAAACAAAUACCUGAUCAAUGUCCGCAAAUUUUUCGUCCACUUAAAGCACUUCGAUUACUGGAUUUAAGCGGAUCAGAUAUGUAUAAAGCUUGUUUAAACACACCAGAUACAAUCUCGUCAAAGCUUCAUGAUCUUAUACUACGUAACAAUAUCUAUGAUACAAAUACAUUUUCUCAUUCGUGUAAUUUAUUUAACAGUGUUCGAUCAAUCACUGGUACACUUGAUUUACAAAAUUCUCGUUUUAAAUCCAGUACAAAAGCAAAUGAAAAUUGUUUAUUUGAUUUAUUUCAACAGAUAACUACGUUGGAUUUGUCUUCCAUUAAAUUUGAAUCAGAAUCAAAUAAUAAUGAGAAUCUUUUAACACAUUUACUUCAAUGUAAAACAAAAUCGAAUGAUUCCAUACCUGGUAGUCAAUUACUCAAUUUAUAUUUACGUCAUUUAAACAUUGAAACGUUACCUGAAUGGUUAACCGAUAAGCGUUUUCUAUUAUUAAAGCGUCUUGAUUUAUCGAAUAAUAAUAUUUUCUAUAUUGAUAUAAAUAUUUUUGAAAAUCUUCAACAUCUAUCAUUAGCUUACAAUCCAAUCGAAUUAUUUAAUAUAACUUGGCGUGAUAAAAAAUUUUAUGAAUCAAUAAAUUUAUGUUCUACAAUACGUAAUCGAACGUUUAAUUUAUCGAAGCGUUUAAAAAAUUUAUUUAGAUUAACAAAAAAUGUUGAUUAUAGUGAAAAUGAAGGAGUUCUUCCUGUUAAUAUAACACGCAUUCCACUGGGUGUUGAUUUUAACACAUUAGAUUUUUCAUUAAAUAUAUCAAGGACAAAUUUAUAUUCAUUUGUAGUCGAUUUUUAUGAUAUACAUCGAUUAGAUGUAAGUUUCAAUCAUUUAACGGAACUUAAUUUAGAUAAACAAAUGAAAUUGAAUUAUAUCGAUUGUUCACAUCAAAAUUUAAGUAAAUUAAUAUUGAAUAAACAAUUAUUAGAAUUAGAGGAACUUAGAUGUUCAAAUAAUUCUUUAAAAACUGUCGAAAAUCUCGUAUUCAUGGAAUAUACAAAAUUAAAACUAGUUGAUUUAUCCUAUAAUAAAAUUGAUUCACUGAAGAAUUUAUUUCACUAUUUAACUAGUCGCUUUUUACAUACUAUUAAUUUAAAAUCAAAUUUAAUUCAAAUUGUUCCAUCAUAUAUAUUUGAUAAUAAAUUAAUUAGUCUUUACGAAAUUAAUUUAUCAUACAAUCGUAUUCAUACAAUUCAAACAGAUGCAUUUGAAUCACCAAAUUUACAAAUUCUUGAUUUAACUGGAAAUCCACUAAAAACUAUAGAACCAAACGCAAUUUUUACUGCAUCAUUACGUUUGUUUUAUGUGUAUGAUGAUAGUCAAAAACCGGCAAAUCAAUCUGCAAACUCAAAAUCAUUGGAUCAGUUUUUAUUAUUGCAUAAAAAGUGGUAUAAACAAAAUGGAACUUUUAUGAAAAAUAAUCCAAUGCGAUUCAGAGAAACUUCGCCACUUGAUAAGCACAAACAAGAAUCAGGUUUGAUUAACAAAGGAACCAAACAUUUUCUAAAAAGUUACAUUUUAUAUGGAACACUCGGUGUGGUAUUAUUGUGUGUUUUGUUUGGUGGAAUAUAUUAUUAUCGAAAACAUCAAAUAAUAUACUUUCCAAGUUUUCAACACUAUAGAAAAAUAGAUCGACAGCAAUUAGUACAAAAUGCAACCGAAAUGGAUAUAGACCAACGAGAAGAAGAUGAAAUUGUGAUGAAUUUAGAAGAACCACCAUUCAACUUAAGAAAUCAAGCACCUAAAAAUGGUUAA
Messenger RNA from Rotaria socialis, 2244 nucleotides. Lineage: Eukaryota; Metazoa; Rotifera; Eurotatoria; Philodinida; Philodinidae. The record is from the annotation of a GenBank genome assembly.